This is a messenger RNA of Staurois parvus, 393 nucleotides long. The record is from the annotation of a GenBank genome assembly. NCBI's taxonomy places the organism in Eukaryota, Metazoa, Chordata, Amphibia, Anura, Ranidae.
GUGCGCUGUGUCUCUCGGACACAGCGGAUCACUGAUCACGGAAAGAGCCGAAGAUGUCGGCUCGGUUAUGUGAUCAGCUGUGUCCAAUCACAGCUGAUCAUAUGGGACAUGUACACUGAUCAUCAGGGCACUGAUGAUCAGUGUGCCCUGAUGAUCAGUGUAGCCCCAGCAGUGCUACCUGUCAGUGUCCAUCAAUGCCUUGUGUCAGUGCUCAUCAGUGCCUCGUGCCAGUGCCCAUCAGUGCCUACCAGUGCACAUCAAUGCCACAUAUCAGUGCCCAUCUGAGCUGCUUUCAGUGUCACCCAUCAAUGCCAGUCAGUGCCACCUAUCUAUGCCAAUCAGUCCCGCCAAUCAGUGCCGUCUAUCAGUGCGCGCCAGUGCCACCUAACAGUG